GACCGUGAUGGGAUCAUCACUGCCCUGCCGCCCUUGUCGGUGUCGGGCAUGUUAACUCCGGCUUUCCGCUGCUCGAGCUAUAAAGUCUCAAGAAACCGGCCUCCUUGUUUUCUAUUCCCUAUCUUGAUAAAAUUGCUAAUUUGACAAAAUUGGGCUUGGGUGUCCUUCAAAUAUUGUCCAUUUUUUUCCCCUGUAGAACAAAGUGCACAUCAACUUUCUGCUGCCUUUUUUAGCGAACCCAGCUUCAUUAUACCCCCCACCAACAUCUCAACAUGUCUGUGACGCCGUACAAGAUCAACGUCCCCGAGGACAAAAUAACUCGACUCAAGCAAAAGCUGGCUGCCGCCGAGCUGCCGGAUGAGCUCGAGGACGCGGGCUGGGACAUGGGGUCUCCGCUGGCCGACGUCAAGCGGCUGGCCAAGUACUGGCGCGACGAGUUCGACUGGCGGCAGGCCGAGGCGGAGCUCAACCAGAUGCCGCAGUUCACGACGACGAUGCAGAUCGAGGGCUUCGACCCGAUAGAGUUGCACUUUGUGCACGCCAAGAGCAGCCGGCCCAACGCGGUGCCGCUGCUCUUCUGCCACGGGUGGCCCGGUUCGUUCGAGGAGGUCUCCAAGCUGCUGCCGCUGCUGGUGGACGGAGGCGGCAGCGACGACAAGCCCGCGUUUGACGUGGUGGCGCCGUCCCUGCCCGGGUUUGGCUUCUCGUCCGGGGUGAAGAAGCGGGGCUUCUCGGCGAUGGAGAUGGCCGAGGUCUCCAACAAGCUCAUGACCGAGGUGCUGGGCUACGACCAGUACGUGACCCAGGGCGGCGACCUCGGGUACUUUGUCACCAGGUGCAUGGGAUACAGCUUCCCGGAGCACUGCCGGGCGAGCCACUACAACGUCGCCGGCCCGCAGCCGCCCAGCGAGACGUACUUUCCAGAGCUGUACAAGCAAGACCAGGCGGCGCCGCGGACGCAGGCGGAACUCGAGGGUCUCGCGCGCAGCGAGUGGUUCCAAAAGGAGGGCUCGGGCUACAGGAUGCUGCACAUGAGCAAGCCGCAGACGCCCGGGUACGCGCUGACCGACUCGCCGGUGGGGCUGCUGGCCUGGAUCUACGAGAAGCUGCACGACUGGAGCGACGGCUGCCCCUUUACCGACUACGACGUGUGCAAGUGGGUCAGCAUCUACUGGUUCAGCAGGGCCGGUCCCGCGGCGUCGCUGCGCAUCUACUACGAGAUGGCGCACGAGACGAGGCCCGUCUCCUCCGGCACCAUCACCUUUGCCACCUACCUCGAGGGCGUCAAGCUGGGCUUCGGCCUGUUCCCCAAGGACCUCGCCGUCCUGCCGCUGCUUUGGAACAAGACCCUGGGCGACGUGGUGCUCAACAAGCUGCACGAGUCGGGCGGCCACUUUGCCUCCUUUGAGAGGCCCCAGGAGCUCGCUGCUGACUUGUACGAGAUGUUUGGCCAAGGUGGGGCCGCCUAUGCAGUGGUAAAGGGCAGGACGGGAUAUGCUUGAGAAUCUUGAGAACUUUGAGAAUCAUGAGCCA
Messenger RNA from Pyricularia oryzae 70-15, 1533 nucleotides. RefSeq names its product epoxide hydrolase 1. Bases 273 to 1502 code for a protein of 409 amino acids. The record is from RefSeq and is a predicted model, not a curated record. Lineage: Eukaryota; Fungi; Ascomycota; Sordariomycetes; Magnaporthales; Pyriculariaceae. Gene Ontology annotation, molecular function: epoxide hydrolase activity. The transcript has a single exon. Gene Ontology annotation, biological process: epoxide metabolic process.